Messenger RNA from Henningerozyma blattae CBS 6284, 1587 nucleotides. RefSeq names its product Mec3p (gene MEC3). Gene Ontology annotation, cellular component: checkpoint clamp complex; site of double-strand break. NCBI's taxonomy places the organism in Eukaryota, Fungi, Ascomycota, Saccharomycetes, Saccharomycetales, Saccharomycetaceae. The transcript has a single exon. Gene Ontology annotation, biological process: double-strand break repair via homologous recombination; meiotic DNA integrity checkpoint signaling; telomere maintenance. The record is from RefSeq and is a predicted model, not a curated record. The coding region runs from base 1 to 1587 and encodes 528 amino acids.
AUGAAAUUAAAAUUAGCAUUAAAUGCAUCCGAAUCUCCUGAGGAUUAUAAGCUUUUAAAGACUACUCUACAAACUGUAGCUUCCUUAAGAAAAACUGCUGUUCUACGAUUUAAUGAUGAAAGAUUAAUCAUCAUCUCCACCCCUAAAUCAUUAACGACUAGUAGUUCAACCAUAUUACAUGGAGAUACAGGCCAACUUUGGUGCACUAUUCCGAAUGAUGUAUUUAAAUUAUACGUCAUUAAAUCUGCGAGAGAUAAGAAUUGCAUUACUAUGGAAUAUAAUUGCGAAUCAUUACUAAAUGUAUUUAAACGUUAUGAUAAAGUUAUGAACCAAGGGUAUGCAUCUAAUAUGACAAUUAAAUUACAAAAUAUGCCUGAAUGGAAUAUUCAACCAAAUUUGGAAUCCAACCCCAAUGCUACUCAUAGAUCAAACCCAAUCCAGGCUCUUGGUAUUACUUUUGAUGAAUAUGUUGUUACAAAUUCUGUGAAUACAAAAAAUGAUGAUAUUGAGACUACUAAACGUAGGCAAAAGGAUAAUAAAGAUGAUUCUACUUCAAAUAAUAAUGUUACAUUAGCUACCAACAAAAAAGUGUUACAUUCUUUCCAAAUACCUGUAAAAUUAUUAUUGAAAUCACAGGAUGAAAAGAUUAAAGAGCCACUUAUUGAUUACAAACAAUUAAUGAUGUAUAAGCUACCUCCAGUAUCAGGUAUAUUUGGUAAUGCAUUUAAAAGUUUUAUUAGAAGAAUUGAUAGAUAUUCUACUGUCAAUCAUAUUCGAUUAUGUGGUAUACAAAAGAAUAAAGGAAAAAACAAUAUUAAUGAAUAUGAAAACAUUCAAGAUUCCAUUGAAAAUGUUGAUAUAGAAUUGAAGACAAUAGUGAACGAAUUAGAUUGGAAUUUAGAUAUUACUUGGAAUGGUCCAUUAGAACCAAUCUUCCAAGAAGUUUCCAAUGAGUCUCAAAUGUCACAAACUAAUGAUUUAAAUGCCACACCUAAUGAAUAUACUAGGAGCCCUCACAAAAGCCCUAUGAAGAGCCCCAUAAAGAGUCCCAUUAAGAUUACAACUAAGGAUACAGAACCUGUUGAGAAUCCGUUUAAGUUUACCAAACCGUUAACAAAAACUGGAGAAUCAGAUACAGGAUAUGAUAGUCUACGAAUUGAAGAAAGUCGAAUGUCAUCAUGGGGCCAUGGCAAUGAAAGUUCAGAAGAUACAGAAAUAGCUAAUGGUACUAUGAAUAAUGAUGAAAUGGAUAUUGAUCAUGUACCAGAUAAUCACUUAGAUUCUAGAGAAGAAUAUGAAGAUGCAAGUAAAAUUGUGGAAGAAGCAGAGCAAGAGAAUGCCAAGAUCCAUGAAGUAUAUAUUCGGAGUAAAGAUUGGAAAGUUUGUUCUCGAUUGUACGUUGCAUUUGAAGAAAUUGUAUUAGCAAUUUAUCAUGAUACAUCUUGUAUAUUACAUUGUGCAUUAGAUCGUGGUAGUAUUGAAGAUACAGGUGAUACUGACGGGAUAUCAAGAAAUAAUACAAACAAUGAGAAGGUAAGAGAACGAGGACAAAUUAUUUAUUACAUUGCAAGAUCCAAACCAUUAUAA